GGGGAAAAGAUCUGGAUUUCAUAAUAACGCGUGUCAGUCCUGUCAGAGGACUGACAUGUUCAAAGUUUACUACCAGUCACAUCACAGCCACACGCUGGUCUGCAGGUCUGAUGGUGUGACCUCUCGGUAAAAGGACGAUCCGUGCGCCAAAAUGCGGCUUUUUCUCUCUUUUCUGUGCGCUCUGUGCGCCACGCCGCUCCGUGGUAUUUUUGAGGGAACCUGUCCCAAAAAAGACCCCGGUCCUGGUGUGCUGGUUCUACAUCCUGGCAGUAAGUUGGUUCUGACCUGCAGAGGUCAAGUGAAGGUGGAUGGAGUUGUGGUCAGCAUCAUCACAGAUAACUCAAACGCUGGUAGAAGAGAGAGUUCUUCAGAUGCAAACCAGUCACAUGUAAACACUGUCAACAACAAUGGAUUUUUGGCAAACAAGCGGAGCGUAGAGGAGGCUGUAAGUGAGAGAUACCACACUGUGAUGGGAGAAAAAUCUGCAACCAGGAGUCAGGAUCAGGUAGUAGGACAGAGCGGUCAACAUGACGCUGGAUUGAAAGUAUCUCCCACUGCUCAAGCUUUUCAGCCAACAAGCAGAGGCUCGGCGCUGAAAGGUGACUCGGUCUGGGAGGCUGGAGAGAUGGCUGAUGAUGGCGAUAACGAGGAAGAGGAAGACGAGGAAGAAGGAUACAACAGGGUAACUAGGGGUGUGAGAAUGAGGCCUCAGUGGAUGUGGAACGGAACGGUGGUGAAGAAAGGAGACAGGAGAGGACUCCUGUUAGAGGAGAGUGGGUUUACACUCUCUCUGCCCUCAGUCACAGUGGAACACGUGGGGAGGUACACAUGUCACCACAGAGGCAAAACCUUCUCCUUAAAGCUCGUUGUUGCAGAGCCUACUGAGAAUCCCACACUGUUCUGCUACAAAAGGUCACCUAGCAGUAAGAUUCGUUGUGAGUGGAUACCUAAAAAUCCAACCACUGUGCGUACUCAGUGCUACCUCUUCCACACAAAAAGUCCAUCACAGACAUUCUUUCAUUCACCGUGCUCAUAUUCAGCUCAAAGGUCCCGCUGUUGGUGCGUUCUGGAACACCAUGAGGAUGAUAGGAGAAAGCAUCACAUGGCCUAUCUGUGUGCUACAAGCAUUGCAGGGAACAGAACCAGCAACUUACUGCACUUCACUCCCUUGGACAUUUUAAAGCCAGAUCCUCCAUCAAAUGUGGCUGUCCAACAGGUGGAGGGACAGGACAAAUGGAUAAGGGUCAGCUGGAAUUUCCCUGUCUCCUGGAAUUACCAAGACAACUAUUACGUACUUAUCUAUGAAAUCAGCUACAAACCCAACAUAACUUCACUCCCUGAACAGAAUGACACAAUCAAACAGAUUCGCUCCUACACCAUCAGAGAUGCUUUGCCUGGGGUUGACUAUGUGAUAAAGCUCAGAACUAAGGAUGAACAUGAUGGUGUGUGGAGUAACUGGAGCCUCCCUCUCUACGCCAGAAGUUGGACUGAUAAAAGGUCAGUUGUAGUGCUGAGUGACGAUGUCACAACCACCAUGUAUCCACUGGAUGGGGAUGACUUUGGCAGUGGCAUGGAUGAAUAUGUGUUUCAAGCCACCGAAUCCCCAAAUAAUGCAGCUGUGGUGUCGUAUCACCACAUGUGGAUCCUUGCUUCUCUCAUUCUCCUGAUGGUCAUUUUCUUGGCCUGUGCGUUCAGGCACAGGGAGGGGGUUAUGUCUAAACUCCACAAGCUCACUGUCAUCAUGCAGUGCGGUAAUUCAUCCCAGACUCCCGUCAGUGUCCCUGCAGCUCCAGAAGGACAAACCCUAAUGAUACUUGACCCUCCGUGUUACAAAGAGCACCCACCAAAUGAUGCAGAAGAAGGGGAAGAGGAAAAUGAGGAAGAUGAAAGGGCGGAGUACACAGGGGAGGCCAUGCACUUCGACAACACAAGUUAUUAUUUGGUACAGAGGGUGUGACAACAUAAGAAGAAUCUGAGAA
Molecule: messenger RNA, 1979 nt
Organism: Thalassophryne amazonica
Lineage: Eukaryota; Metazoa; Chordata; Actinopteri; Batrachoidiformes; Batrachoididae
Gene: il6r
Product: interleukin 6 receptor
Exons: 10
Coding region: 152-1957 (601 amino acids)
Biological process (GO): cytokine-mediated signaling pathway
Cellular component (GO): external side of plasma membrane
Molecular function (GO): cytokine receptor activity; protein binding
Source: RefSeq, a predicted model, not a curated record